AUGGGCGACAAGUCGGCAUACAUGAGCGCUGGCGGAUAUUCCUCCGGCUACAUGGGAUCCAACGCCUCCUCUUCGGGAUACGCCCGUGAGGAGUACGCGAGCGGCGGAAGCGGAAGCAACAACCAGUCAUCCGGAGGCGGUGGAGGAGGAGGAAGCGGCGGCGGCAACCAGGGACAAGUCUUCAAGGCUCGCACCGAUCAGUCGUGCUACCUGGGACCAUCCUAA
Messenger RNA from Caenorhabditis sp. 36 PRJEB53466, 225 nucleotides. Lineage: Eukaryota; Metazoa; Nematoda; Chromadorea; Rhabditida; Rhabditidae. The record is from the annotation of a GenBank genome assembly.